This is a messenger RNA of Toxotes jaculatrix (banded archerfish), 1353 nucleotides long. It is a transcript of the gene gp9, whose product is annotated as glycoprotein IX (platelet). The coding region runs from base 239 to 985 and encodes 248 amino acids. Lineage: Eukaryota; Metazoa; Chordata; Actinopteri; Toxotidae. The transcript is spliced from 2 exons. The record is from RefSeq and is a predicted model, not a curated record.
AUAACUGUGCAGUGUUAUUGGUGCAUUCCUCACAGUCACAUGGUUCUGUGUUGGGUACAUUCUGAGUUUAAUAAUGCGUCAGUUACAAAACAGGGAUGCCUUCAGGUCAACAGGGCAACUUUGGAAAUACUCUCAAGCUCAAAAGCAACAUUGGACAAGAACAGUUAAUAUAUAAUGGGACUUUAAAGAUGAUUGGCACCACAAGUAGUGACGUCCAAGUUGGCUUGACUCUAAAAGGAUGUUCCCUGGUUUAAGCUUAGCCGUCUUCCUCAUCUUGGCCACAUCAAGUGCACAAACUAUUGGUCAAUCCUGUCGACGUUCAGCCGUCCUCCCUGCUGGUCUGAAAGUGAACUGCAGCUCUUUAAACCUCAUGGACCUGCCUACUCUGCCUUCAGACACCACAGAGCUUCAUGUGCAGGACAAUCAGCUCACCUCUGUGUCUCCAGGCCUGUUUGACAGACUAGUUCGUUUGAAAAAUGUCUCACUAUCUGGGAACCCCUUCCACUGUGACUGCAGGAUCCAGUAUUUGAGGAACUGGUUGCUGAAAAACGGAGCCAUUGUUUUGAGGGAUCCCACCUGUGCCAGUCCAAGCUCUGUGGCUCGGAAAGCCAUCACUGAACUCAGUGAUGACUACUUUUCUCCCUGUGUCCUGGCAAGCUGCACUGAUGGGACUUACAACACCGUGAUGGGAAUGAUGCUGUGCUGCGUCAUUGUUCUUCUUCUGUGGAGUUUGAGACUAGCCAAAACAUCCACCUUUACUCUGUACAUAGAUGAGAGACACACAGGAUUCGAGGCCCACUCCCUGCGCUCACUGAAGCCCAAACACAGACGGAGGCUGCACACUGCACUGUCAGAAGUCAGUGAAGACCUGAAUUCUCUCAUUUUUACAGAGGAUGUAGAAAGGCCACUUAUCAACAUGGAGUUACUGCCACAAGUUCUGGAUGUGUUACACAAGAAGCACAAUAUAAAGAUAAAGGCUACCUGAGGGACUUUUUGUAUACUAUAUGAAUUAGGUAUUAAAAAACACUACAAGUGACAAAUAGAGGUGAGGGCAGUUACAAUGCCGCACAAUGGAUUUCUUUCUGUUUUUUGCAUUAAAGCUGAUUUACUACUAAACCUCCAGAGCUAUGUUUCCUAAGACUUCCUCCUGGUAAGUAUUUCUUUACAAUGCAACCUAAUUGUAUUGUGGGAAAUAUUACUCAUUUAGGCAUGAAAUGCACCAGAUAAAUGUAUGGUAAAUUCCAUUUAAGAAAUAUUUUGGCUUCUUAUUGUGUUGGAAAUGAACGAGACCUAAUUGGAAAUGUCUUUGAUAUUCUUUCUGUUUGUCUUACAACUGAUCUGUUGGACGUAAAU